AUGGAUUCCUUACGCACAUCAGAUGAGGGUAGGCACUCUGAGUGGCAGCCGCCGCCGCAGGGGUGGAUUUCCUGCACUACGGAUGUUGCCAUUGGUCGUUCACAAUCAGCAGGAGCUGCUGUCAUCCGAGAUCAUAACGGAACCAUUUUAAAAAUUCUCACAUUUCAGACCAACCAUAUUGAGGCGCUCCCUGGGGAGACUUUUGCAGUGUGCAAAGGGGCUGAGACAAUGGUUCAAUUGGGAUACAAGAACGUCGUCUUCCAGUGCGACUCCUCAAACGUGGUUGCGGCUCUGAAUUCUAAACCAACAGAUGUUCAUACCCUGCACUUCAACAUACAGGAGUUGGCUAAAAUUUUCUUUGCUCUGACUGGUAACCUCAACCUUUGGGAGAUCCAAUGGAUUCCUAGAGGUUGCAAUGGUGUGGCCCAUGCGGUGGCUCGAUGGGCAAAUCGGAACAACAGUUUCGGUCUCUUCGAUUUGCCCAGUUUUGACGAUUUCCUGCAGCAAGUAAAUGCAGAUGGUCGUGUAGACUCUUCUCUUAGCCUUGGAUAA
Cannabis sativa is the source of this 552-nucleotide messenger RNA. RefSeq lists its product as uncharacterized. The transcript has a single exon. The coding region runs from base 1 to 552 and encodes 183 amino acids. The record is from RefSeq and is a predicted model, not a curated record. Gene Ontology annotation, molecular function: nucleic acid binding; RNA-DNA hybrid ribonuclease activity. NCBI's taxonomy places the organism in Eukaryota, Viridiplantae, Streptophyta, Magnoliopsida, Rosales, Cannabaceae.